AUGGAGAACAAACCACCACAACAUAAAGCCCAAAGAAAGAACCCCCACCCGAUCAAGUCCACGGCUGACGAGUCGUCAUCAAAACCGCCACAGAAUUCGCCAGCGAAGAAGCCACCGUCUGCUCCUCAGACAGAGGCGGUGGCGACUUCAUCGUCUCAAGCUGUAACAGCGCAACCAGAAACAAAAGCUACGGCAGCGACAAUCUCUGUCACUCCGUCUACAACCUCUCCCGCUACACCUUCAACCACAGCCCCACCACCGGUUGACGAGUCCGAUCAAGACCAAAUAAUGAAAGAGUUUAUGAAGAAAUUCGAUAGAAGGGAAAAGGCUAGCGAUUUGUUCGCUCGAAUUGCAGAAAAACUCAAGAAGGAGGAGGCCACCAAACCCAUAUUAUCUGAUCCUUCUCCCACCAUACCACAUACAUGCACCGCUGAGCGCAUCCAAGAGGAGGAGGUAGUGGAGAAUCAGGAGGUUCAGGAAGAAAAUGGGAGGGAUGAGAAGCAGAGUGAAGCGGGGGAUGAUGAGGAGGGUGAUGAUGAGGUUGUGGAGAACGAGUCUGUGGGUGUGGAGAAUACUGAGAAUGAAGAGGGCGACAGUGAGGGCGAGGGUAGACAGGUGGUGCAAGAAGCGAGUGAUAGGAAUGUCGAGGGUAAUGAUGAGAGUAAUGAGGGAGAUAUCCAUGAAGAAAAGGUCGCUAAGGAAGAGGAGAGCGUUGAUAAGGACAAUGGUGAUGAUGUUGAGGGAUAG
This is a messenger RNA of Salvia splendens (bonfire salvia), 747 nucleotides long. RefSeq names its product chromatin modification-related protein EAF7-like. The coding region runs from base 1 to 747 and encodes 248 amino acids. The transcript is spliced from 2 exons. The record is from RefSeq and is a predicted model, not a curated record. NCBI's taxonomy places the organism in Eukaryota, Viridiplantae, Streptophyta, Magnoliopsida, Lamiales, Lamiaceae.